This is a messenger RNA of Aspergillus vadensis CBS 113365, 324 nucleotides long. RefSeq lists its product as uncharacterized. Lineage: Eukaryota; Fungi; Ascomycota; Eurotiomycetes; Eurotiales; Aspergillaceae. The coding region runs from base 1 to 324 and encodes 107 amino acids. The record is from RefSeq and is a predicted model, not a curated record. The transcript is spliced from 2 exons.
AUGCCUGGCUGCUACUUGCAGGCCCUUCUUUCUAACUAUAAGGAUGUUCUAACUCUCCUGGAAGACUCUGAGCAUGUAGAGGACGUGGUCCUCACCAAGGCAGUAAUCAGCGUGAUUGUAAUUCUUGGGACAGGGCAGACUGAGCUGUUCCGACAAGUCAUCUCCCCAUCGCAGAUACAGCAUGCAAGGGUACACCUCGCCAAAACACGGGUUGGGUUGAGUUUCCAUCUUUUGAGCCCGCCCACGAUUUACCCAGGCUGGGUUUCGGGGGUCCCCAACCCGCCCAAAAAUCACGGUGGCUGUGAUGAGUAUCAUGGUGGCUGA